AUGGCGAGUACCAAAGCGGAGCAGCGGACAAACCUGAAAUUUCUAGCGAAACUGAAGAAAUCUCCGAGCGAAUGCUUGAAGCUGUUGCAAGAGGUGUACGGUGAUAAUGCGAUGUCACGUACGCGAGUGUUUGAGUGGCAUAAACGGUUUGCCGACGGACGGGAAAAAGUUGAAGAUGAUGAAAGUCCGGAUCGGCCCGUCACAGCAACAACAGAAGAAAACAUUGCGAAAAUUAAUGCAGUUGUUCGCAACGAUCGCCGCCUGAGCAUUCAGAUGAUAGCAGAAAUGGUGAAUCUUGACAAAGAAACCGUACGACAAAUUUUGCACGAACAGUUGAACAUGCGCAAGGUCUGCGCCAAACUCGUCCCCAGAAACCUCAAUGCUCCAGCUCACAACACUCUCUCGGUGAAGCAGUUUCUGGCCGAUAAAAAGGUCCCUGGCUGGGCCACCCUCCUUACUCGCCGGAUUUAG
This is a messenger RNA of Ornithodoros turicata, 471 nucleotides long. RefSeq names its product protein GVQW3-like. The transcript has a single exon. The record is from RefSeq and is a predicted model, not a curated record. NCBI's taxonomy places the organism in Eukaryota, Metazoa, Arthropoda, Arachnida, Ixodida, Argasidae. Bases 1 to 471 code for a protein of 156 amino acids.